Arabidopsis thaliana (thale cress) is the source of this 685-nucleotide messenger RNA. Its product is annotated as Cysteine proteinases superfamily protein. Gene Ontology annotation, cellular component: nucleus. Bases 1 to 570 code for a protein of 189 amino acids. The transcript has 4 exons. The record is from RefSeq and is marked reviewed. Gene Ontology annotation, molecular function: cysteine-type deubiquitinase activity. NCBI's taxonomy places the organism in Eukaryota, Viridiplantae, Streptophyta, Magnoliopsida, Brassicales, Brassicaceae.
AUGAUGAAAAGUGAUGGAAAUUGCCAGUUCCGUGCUUUGGCGGAUCAACUUUAUCAAAAUUCGGAUUGUCAUGAACUUGUUAGACAAGAAAUCGUAAAACAGAACAUGUCAUUGUCCACUAAUUCCCAAUGGGGCGAUGAAGUGACUUUGAGAGUGGCUGCUGAUGUGUAUCAAGUAAAAAUAAUACUCAUUACAUCAAUCAAACUUAUUCCAUUUAUGGAGUUUUUGCCCAAGUCUCAAAAGGAACCGGACAAAGUCAUUCAUAUGAGCUAUCUAGCUGGGAUCCAUUUCAACUCCAUCUACAAAAAAAAUAAAGAAAAAGGUUCACGUUCAUCUUCAUCAUCGAGUUCUGCAGUCUGGAUGAAGCUACAGAGGAAGAAGGAGAAUGAGGCGAAGAAAAAGGAGGAGGAGGAGAAGGAAAGGAAGGACAUGGAGAAGGAGGAGAAGAAAAAGGACAAGGAGGAUAAGAAGAAGGAUAAGGAGGAUAAGAAGAAAGCCAAGGUGCAGAAAGAGAAGAAGGAGAAGAAGGAGAAGAAGAACAGAAAUCACCACUUUCACUAUUCUGAAUGAUUUGUUUUGAUAAAUUAAGUGUAUCUGCAUUUGACAAGUUGUAUGUUAUUAUUGGGAUCAUUGUGGUUGUUUUGACUCUUUUAUGUUCUUUUCGAGCUUAUUCUAGUUUUGAGCC